Mastomys coucha (southern multimammate mouse) is the source of this 3443-nucleotide messenger RNA. RefSeq names its product MYCL proto-oncogene, bHLH transcription factor (gene Mycl). Lineage: Eukaryota; Metazoa; Chordata; Mammalia; Rodentia; Muridae. The transcript has 4 exons. The record is from RefSeq and is a predicted model, not a curated record. Gene Ontology annotation, biological process: regulation of transcription by RNA polymerase II. The coding region runs from base 217 to 1464 and encodes 415 amino acids. Gene Ontology annotation, molecular function: RNA polymerase II cis-regulatory region sequence-specific DNA binding; protein dimerization activity; DNA-binding transcription factor activity, RNA polymerase II-specific.
GGAGGGGCUUGUCUCCUAGGGACCACUCCCCCCGCUCCUGGUCCCCAAGCCCGGGGCACGCGACGAGAUAUAAAGCAGUCGGGAAACAAUGCGCCUUGCAGAUCGCGCUCCCGCGUCGAUCCCGGGAGCGUCCUGGCUGCCGUGUGCGAGCGAGGCAGGGGGAGCGCGCGCGGGGGGCGCGCUCAUGAGUGCGGUGCCGCGCGCUCGCUGACGCGCAUGUGUAUGUGUGCGGGCUGCCGGGCUUCCCCGAGCCGGCGGGGAGCCGCUCCGCUCCAGGUGGCGGGCGGCGGGAGCGAGGGAGCGGACAUGGACUUCGAUUCGUAUCAGCACUAUUUCUACGACUAUGACUGCGGAGAAGAUUUCUACCGCUCCACGGCGCCCAGCGAAGACAUCUGGAAGAAAUUCGAGCUGGUGCCGUCGCCCCCCACGUCGCCGCCCUGGGGCUCCGGUCCCGGCGCCGUGGACCCAGCCUCUGGGAUUAGUCCCGGGGAGCCGUGGCCUGGAGGGGGAGCCGGGGACGAGGCGGAAUCUCGGGGCCAUUCGAAAGCUUGGGGCAGGAAUUAUGCUUCCAUCAUUCGCCGUGACUGCAUGUGGAGCGGCUUCUCCGCCCGGGAACGGCUGGAGAGAGUGGUGAGCGACAGGCUGGCCCCAGGCGCGCCCCGGGGGAACCCGCCCAAAGCGCCCGCUACCCCGGACGGCACUCCUAGUCUGGAAACCAGUAACCCUGCGCCCGCUACCCAGUGUCAGCUGGGCGAGCCCAAGACUCAGGCCUGCUCCGGGUCCGAGAGCCCCAGCGAUUCCGUCCCAGUCCUUACCACUUACACAUCCUCAUUACUGGUGACCGGUGAGACAGAAGGCGAAGAGAUUGACGUGGUGACAGUGGAGAAGAGGCGAUCUCUGGACAUCCGAAAGCCUGUCACCAUCACCGUGCGAGCAGACCCCCUGGACCCCUGCAUGAAACACUUCCACAUCUCUAUCCACCAACAGCAGCAUAACUAUGCUGCCCGUUUUCCUCCAGAAAGUUGCUCUCAAGAGGGGGAUCCUGAGCCAGGUCCCCAGGAAGAGACUCCGGAGAUAGAAGUUCCCAAGGAGAAAGAGGAGGAAGAGGAAGAGGAGGAGGAGGACGAGAUUGUGAGCCCCCCACUUGUAGAAAGUGAGGCUCCCCAGUCCUGCCACCCCAAACCUGUCAGUUCUGAUACUGAGGACGUGACCAAGAGAAAGAACCAUAACUUCUUGGAACGAAAAAGGAGGAAUGACCUCCGCUCCCGGUUCCUAGCCCUGCGGGACCAGGUUCCCACCCUGGCCAGCUGCUCUAAGGCCCCCAAAGUCGUGAUCCUAAGCAAGGCGUUAGAAUACUUGCAGGCUUUGGUGGGGGCUGAAAAGAAAAUGGCUACGGAGAAAAGGCAGCUCCGAUGUCGGCAACAGCAACUGCAGAAGAGAAUCGCGUACCUCAGUGGCUACUAACCGACCAAAACGCCUGACUUCACACGAGUUUUUAACCUCUCUCUCUUUCUCUCUCUCUCUCCCUCCCCCCCACACCCCACCCCCCGUUUAGUAAUUUGCACAUUUUGGUUACAGCAGGGCAGUCUGGACAGUAGAUCCCAGAAUGCAUUGCAGCCGGCGCUCACACAAUAAGGGCUUGCAUUCUUGGUAACCUCGAAACCCAAUUCUCCCUCUUCCCUGACUCAUGGGAAUGCUGUCCUUCUCUGGCGCCUAUGGCUUCUCAGCAGGCAGCUACUGAGAGAUUUGGGGGUCUGCUUAGCUCACUAGCUCCUGACAGAAAGGCUGACAGAUGCUAUGCAACAGGUGGUGGACUCCGUCGGGGCUGCAGCCUACGUGAAAUCUCACACUGUGCUGGAGCUUUAGGCUAGGAAAGGAUGCUGCUCUCACUGCUGUCUCUGGGGAUGAUCUGAGGAGGACAGCUGGACCUGGAUACUGUCCCCAGGGCUCUGUUUUCCAGGAGACAAGCGAGCUGUCCGGGGUGAAGACAAGCUCGCACGGAGCAUUACCUCACUGUCAGACACUUUACAGUAGCUGAGGAGUGGAAACCUUUAAACUAGAUUAGGAUGGUAGGCCACACCCUUCCCUCCACUCUCAAUGCUAUGACUUUGAGAAAGGGCUUGGCCUGUAGUCUUUGUCUCAGAGCUCUCUGGGCCUUCUCCGAGAGGGACCUUUCUAUCCUCACAAGGGACCUUUUUGUUUCUUCCUGCCUUUGUUAUGCAAUGACCACCACAGCACCCCUUUCACACAGACCAGAAAUAUUUCCCCGGGACAUAGGGAAAUGGGUCGCAGCCCAGGGCCUGGAGAAGGCUUGGCAUCCUGACUCAUGAUCAAUAUCCCAGGUUUUCUGCAGGGCUAUUUGAGGCCCAGCUUGGAAUCUUUUCUCAAGGCAGAUAUAAGGUGCCUCUGAAGGAUGAACCCUAUGGCUUUCUCCUUCCCACCUGUCUCUCUUGUCAGAUCAUGACUCUUGUCUACAUUCUGCUACAACAGUGCAAAUCUGUCCUUCUCCAGCAACUUGAGUGAGUUUGCUGGCUCUGCAGCCACCAUCCUGGUUCUCUGCUAGCCUGAGUCACAUCCUUCCCCCCACACCCCACCACCCCUGAAUCUGGGCCUUACAGAGAGAUUCAGAGGGGAGCCACUUGGAUUCACCUGAUGGCCCCAGCAGGUCCACGUACUUCCCGGUGGGUUGUCAGGGUGCCUCUAGCAGCGCUACUCAGCCAACUAGGAGAGUUUGCUCCAGCUGUGUUCUGCAGCUCCCAGUGGAAUCUAAGUGCAGCCCUCCAUCUAGGAAAGUCACCCGAGCUAGCAGCAGUCAUGUGAGCAUCUUCAGGAGAUCCUAAGCUUUGCCUGAAAGAAGAAUCAGUCUUUCCAGAACUCUACCCAGGAAGGUAGAUCCCUUCUUGCUGGCCCUGGGCUUGGAAGUAGGGGAACAGUGUGCGGGACAGACAGACAGUAGCAACCUGUGGUUCUCCAAAACCAGCUACCACUUCCAAAUUGGCUCCCAACCAUGAUGGCCUCCAAUUGCUUCCUGGCCUCGAGUCCUAGAGGAAGAUUUGGAAGUAGCUGUUGUACCUGUUGGGGCAGGACUUCUAGGCACCAAGGGACUCCUGGAACUAUCUUGGGAGGACAAGUGGUGAACAGGCUAAAGUCUCAUCUGAAUGGCUUGUGUUUUAUAAGCUGCUGCUGGGUUAUAUGCUGUAGGCAUCUUUUGUUUUUGUUUUUGUUUUUUUAAUACUGUAUUUUUGUAUGCUUUUUUGCAAAGUGGUGUUAACUGUUUUUGUAUAUGAAAAAAAAAAACAAAAAAAAACCUGUUGCAAGGGUCUGGUUUAUUUUGAAAGGCAAGUUUACCUGAGAUUUUGUAUUUAGUUGUAAUCAUUAAUUGCUUGAUUUUAAACUGUUGCCUUCUGGGACAUCUUCUAAUAAAAGAUUUCUCAAAAAUAUCA